This is a messenger RNA of Aphanomyces astaci, 1428 nucleotides long. RefSeq names its product AGC/AKT protein kinase. Lineage: Eukaryota; Oomycota; Saprolegniomycetes; Saprolegniales; Verrucalvaceae. Gene Ontology annotation, molecular function: ATP binding; protein serine/threonine kinase activity. Gene Ontology annotation, biological process: protein phosphorylation. The transcript has a single exon. The coding region runs from base 66 to 1364 and encodes 432 amino acids. The record is from RefSeq and is a predicted model, not a curated record.
GUUCAUGUAGCGCAGGUGGAAACUUGACAGCCGCGCCAUCCCUGCCCGUGCCACUGGCUGUGAGUAUGCCACAAUCGAAGCCUUCCACUGCCGCCAUGGAGGUGUGUGUUCGCUGGAUACAAAGCAACGGUGAAGCCAACUCACUCGACUCGUCGACUCGACCACGUCCCGAGCAAAUCGAUCUGCACCACAGCGCGUUCAACCGAUGGAAGCAUGUCAAGGUGUGGCUCCGCUUUGCGUUGCAUACGUGGCACUCCCACACCAUCGCAACGAUCUCCCCGUCUCCUUCUCCCUCCAUUCCCACGUCCAAGUCAGCACCACUUUCGUCGGCGCCUGUCGACGAUGGUGUGGAGGAAGUGUACGUUUCAAUCCAAGUCCUCGGCAAAGGUGCGUUUGGCACCGUGGUGCUCAGUCGGAAAGCAUCGACCAACACCCUCGUGGCCAUCAAAAGCGUCGACAAGGCCAAGGUGUGCGCGGAAGAGUCGGCGCGGCUGCUCACGGAACGGACGGUGCUGAGCACGACCCAGCAUCCGUUUGUGAUUUCCCUCGACGCUGCGUUCGAGUCGCCGUCCCAUUACCACUUUGUGCUCGAGUACUGUCCUGGCGGGGACCUCUACGGCCUCCUGGAGCAUCAGCAUCGGCUCGACGUGCCCGUCGUCGUCUUCUACACUGCGUCCAUCUUGUCUGCGCUGCUGUACAUGCACCAAGUAUGUGGCAUCGUGUACCGCGACCUCAAGCCGGAAAACAUCCUCUUGGAUGCCAAAGGGUUCAUCCGUUUGUCCGACUUUGGCCUAGCCAAGACGCACAUGCUGCCGUCGACCAUCACGUACAGUUUCUGCGGCAGCGUCGAUUACAUGGCGCCCGAGUUGAUCGCCGGGUGCGGGUAUGGCCUCGCCGCGGACGUGUGGAGCCUCGGAUGCGUCGUGUUUGAAAUGCUCACGGGGCUGCCGCCGUUCUACACGACCGCGGGCCGCCGCGUGCUCUUCGAACGCAUCUGCAGCGGGCACGUCGUAUACCCCCCGCACAUGCCGUCGGACGCAUGCAACUUUGUCGCACAUUGUCUGCAGCUUGACCCGCUGAAACGCUGGAGCGUCAGCCAGUUGCUUGACCAUCCGUUCGUCGCGGGCAUCGAUCGGUACCAGCUCGGCAUCCACCAAGUGCCCGUGCCAUUCGUACCAGCCUUGGACCACAUGGAAGACACCCGAUAUUUCGGCGACCAGUUCAAAUGUGAGCCUGUGCCCCAUGCAAAGUUGGUACUCACCACCAAGAGAAACAAGCAGCAACUGAGUCAUGUGGAUGACGAGCAACACUUUAGCUCGUUUGACUGGUGUCGUGACUCCAAUGCGCCAACGUCCGCGGUGUAGGGAUCGAAUGAGAUACUUAUUAUAUAUUAUUAUUAUAUGGUGUUCAAGUACUUGGAGAGAGAGG